CUGUGCAAAACUGCAUUUAUAUAUCCUGAAAGGUGUGAUACUACUUUUUCAGACUCUUGCAACGACCCUUUCGACGUUAGGUACACUGAAGAGGACUGCAACCAUGGUGAACAGGAGCUAAGGUACUAUUACGACAACGAAACACGACUAUGUCGGCAAUUCUUCUAUGGAGGUUGCAUUGGAGUGUCCAGGAAUAUUUUUACCAUCGCACAGAUUUGUGAAACGCUCUGUGCUGAAGGUCGCAAAGCUCUCGAACUUGAUCAUGUUACAACUGAGAUAUCAACUUUGGGAAUCUCUGAAGAGUGCAUGGAACCGUUUGAUGAGGUGCUUCGUCUUGAAUGCAUAGAUGCAUCUUGGAUUGAAAGAUUCUAUUGGAAUGAGGAGAAAACGGAGUGCGAACCAUUCUGGUAUGACAGCUCGUGUGAUGAGAAAAAUGUCAGUGGAAAGAAUUUUUUCAACACUCUUCAAUCUUGCCAAGUUGCUUGUCAUGAAGAAACUGCUCCAAAACAGCCUGGACUGCCAGCGGACCAAGAGAUAGUACAAGUUACCGUACCGGACCGACUUCUAGAAACAUAUGGCGACGUCGUAGCAAAAACUACAUUGGAUAAGAAAAUGUUCCCACCGGAGGAUCCCUUUGGCCUUUUGCAAAGAAGAAAGCCGAGUGAAGAAAAACCGUCUCCAGCACCAGCACCAUCUCCUACUCCCCGUCAGGAGAUCAGCAAUUUUAUUGCAAAAACUUCCGUAGAGCCGUUUGAUAAAGAGAAGUUUAUGGAAGAGUUCAAGAAGAGACUUACUGCAUUGCCGGAAUGGUACAAAAAAACAGUCACAGACACGCAAUCAACGAAUAUUUCGGAAAGUUUCGAAGUUGGAAAAAGCGCGAAAAGUCAAACACCAUUGUUCGACGUCUUCUCUCAGUCUACGCAAAAAUUUGACAAGCAGAAGUUCAGAGAGGAAUUCAAGAAGAAACUUACUGCUUUGCCGGAAUGGUAUAAGAAAACUGUUACAGAUAGGGAAUCACUGGAUGUCUCAGAGAAGAACGGAGCCGGAACAAGCAGCAAACUCUCUCCUGCCCAAACUACUGCCACCCCUAAAACUAGCCAUAAAAUAGGAUCCGAAAAGUUCGAUAAGCAAAAAUUUAUGGAAGAAUUCAAAAAGAAGCUCACUGCCCUUCCGAGCGGGUUUACUCCAAGAUCUGGAGCGGAUCUGCCUCCUAUAUCAUUGAAAUUUACACAUCAACCGUUUACACUGCCGCCAUCAUUCUUUGAAGAGGAACAAACUGCCAAGCCAACAUCGCAAAAACCGCCGAAACACUCAAAAUUGAUGGAGAUCAAGUCAGGAAUGGUUCCUGAUCUUCCAGUGAAAAAGCCUGCUCUUACUGAGGAAAUGGAGGAUAAAGUCGUAGCUACCAGUAACGAAAAGGUUGUAGUUCCUGAAGACAAGGAUGUGUACACAAUUCAGAAAACCUUAGCCGAAAUGUCCCGUCCGAAAGAUUUAUGCGAUGAGCCUUUGAAUCCAAAGCUGGAGGAGGACUGCAACAAUGAAAAUUGGGAGCUGAGAUGGUUCUUCAACAAAGAGCGUGGCGCUUGCAAAUCUUUUUGGUACGGUGGUUGCGAGUCUGACGCGAGGAACUUCUUUGGAGAUAUAAAGAGUUGCAAAAAGACUUGUGGCCAUAAAUAUCCUAUCAACCCGGAUUCUCUUAAACCUCAGUAUUUUGUGAACCCAAGGACCCUCACAAGAAAUGUAGAUGUCCAGCGCAAUUCUUCAGAAUCAGCAGAAGCACCUGAGCAAGAAAACCAUGAAAAUCGGACUGAGACCUCAACACCCGGAAUAGCGAUAAAGCCGAAAGCUACAACGGCAAAAACAACAAAAGCUGCAAAAACAAAGUCAACUUCACCUUUAAAAAUAACAACAAGGAAAGUAGCAACAGCAACACCAGCACCUUCGCAGAAAACCAUUACUGACUUCGAGAGAAAAGUGGACACAGCCCCAAAGUUGGAACCUAUGGCUACCGAAAUGACCUUUGAGAUAACGAAUGCUACAAAAGUAACAAAGGCAAUGAAACCAUCUUCAAUUCUAUCAGAUUCGGGAAGUAUGGAGGCAGAUAUCUGCAAUCAAGGAUAUGACCCAAAAUGGGAUGAGGAUUGUGCAAAUGACAAUUGGAUUGUGCGAGCAUAUUACGAACCGAAAAAGAAUGGUUGUAAACGGAUCUGGUGGGGCGGAUGUAUCACAGAAAACAAGAAUCUUUGGAUGAACUUGGCGGAAUGUCAGAAAGCUUGUGCUCACAAGAUACAGACGGUGUCAGCGCCGUUCUCACCGAUGUCCAGUGGGCCUACUGAUCCAUCGUCAAUCAAUGCAUCCGAAAUUUUCCACUCCAAUAUGUCAAACAUAGCAGCCGAUGAUCCUCUAGCACAUUCAGAUCCACCACAAGCUCCUUUCACCGUGGUUCAUCCUCGUGACAGUCGUGCCACAACUCGUGUCGCUCGCCUUGCGUUCCAUUCGGAUUUGGACAAACAGCUAGCUGCAGUGAAACGUAAAAAGGAAAAUCGCGAAGAUUUUGCCUACAGCAGCGCGGUGAACCAUCCAGUCACCAUCGCAUGUAUGUUCCUACCUUUACUUCUGCUGUAG
Strongylus vulgaris is the source of this 2625-nucleotide messenger RNA. The record is from the annotation of a GenBank genome assembly. NCBI's taxonomy places the organism in Eukaryota, Metazoa, Nematoda, Chromadorea, Rhabditida, Strongylidae.